AACGAUAGUUUAUCUUCUAUCUUCACAUAAUCUUCAUUGAAUUGCUGUAUCGUUCAUUCGACUACUGCAAUAUUCAUAGGCGGCUUGUUCUGGUUUAAAGUUACUGAAAGCAUCCAUAUUUAUAUUGGAGGACAGCAAGUUUCAAUAUUUGCUUAUUAGUAAUCCCAGCGUUUGUAUUUUCUUUGAUAAAUGAUGAUGAGUGCCCAAACUGCUUCAAAGCCAGCCAUAGAUGAACCAUUCACUGGUCCCAACUUAAAUAUCACUUUGACUUGUCCUGAAUGUAAGAUCUUCCCACCAGAUUUAAUCGAAAGAUUUAGUGAGGGAGAUAUAGUAUGUGGAAGUUGUGGAUUGGUUUUAAGUGAUCGAGUUGUUGAUACCAGAUCAGAAUGGAGAACUUUUAGUAAUGAUGAUCAAAAUGGGGAUGACCCAAGUCGUGUGGGUGAUGCCGGUAAUCCAUUAUUAGAUUCAGAAGAUUUAUCAACUAUGAUUUCUUAUGUACCUGAUAAUACCAAAGCAGGACGUGAAUUAAAUAGAGCACAGUCCAAAUCAUUGGUUGACAAGAAGGAUAACGCAUUGGCUGCUGCUUAUACAAAGAUUUCACAGAUGUGUGAUGGUUAUCAGUUACCUAAGAUUGUUCAGGAUGGUGCUAAAGAAGUUUAUAAACUUGUUUAUGAUGAACGUCCUUUAAGGGGUAAAUCUCAAGAAUCAAUCAUGGCCGCAUCUAUUUUCAUUGGGUGUCGUAAAGCCAAGGUUGCCCGUUCUUUCAAAGAAAUUUGGGCUUUAACUAAUGUUCCAAAGAAAGAGAUUGGUAAAGUUUUCAAAAUUAUGAAUAAGGUUAUUCAAGAAAAGAAUGCUGCCAAUCCAAAUGCUUAUUCUUUGAUUCAAGAUAGUGAGCAAACCACUCAAACCUCAGCUGAAGAUUUGAUUAGAAGAUUCUGUUCUCAUUUGGGUUUAAAUACCCAAGUUACAAAUGCUGCAGAGCAUAUUGCCAGACGUUGUAAAGAAGUAGGUGUUUUACAAGGUAGAUCGCCAAUGACCAUUGCAGCCACUGUUAUCUACAUGGCCGCUCUAGUGUUUGGAACGGAUUUACCUCCUUCCAAGAUUGCUGACAAGACCGGUGUCAGUGAUGGUACCAUUAAAACUUCAUACAAAGUCAUGUAUGAAGAAAAGGAAAAAUUGAUUGAUCCUUAUUGGAUUGAAAGUGGGAAAGUUAAAUUAAGCGAUAUCCCAAAGAGUUGAUCAGCUCAGCGUGUCAACAUAAGCUUUGAGAAGCUUAUUUAUAAGAUUCCAAUCGGAAUCAGAGCAUAGAUAUUUGGGUUA
Messenger RNA from Hyphopichia burtonii NRRL Y-1933, 1320 nucleotides. RefSeq names its product transcription factor TFIIB (gene SUA71). The coding region runs from base 190 to 1239 and encodes 349 amino acids. Gene Ontology annotation, biological process: transcription preinitiation complex assembly; transcription initiation at RNA polymerase II promoter. Gene Ontology annotation, molecular function: TBP-class protein binding; RNA polymerase II general transcription initiation factor activity. Lineage: Eukaryota; Fungi; Ascomycota; Pichiomycetes; Serinales; Debaryomycetaceae. The record is from RefSeq and is a predicted model, not a curated record. The transcript has a single exon. Gene Ontology annotation, cellular component: transcription preinitiation complex; nucleus.